GGAACACCGUUGUGUCAUUCAACAUAAAUCCUUGUGGCCAAAACGUCGGGUAUGCCUGCACUGUGCGCACUCGGCAGCUGCAUCAAGUUCGGCAAGGUCCACGGGCUCUGCCUCUUGCACUACCGUAUGCAGUGUAUCGUGCAAAAGGCUACGGCGCUGCGGCAUGCCAGUGCGAGCUGCCACGCCGGGUACUCGUCGGACGAGACCAAUUCGACGAGCAGCCGUGCCGAGCCACGGUCGCUGCUGCCGUCGACCAAGCCCAACAGCAAGAACCGCAAGUGCAAAGUCGACGGGUGCUCCUCCUGCGCGCGGCGGUACGGCCUCUGCUCACGCCACGGCGGCUCCAAGCUCUGCGGCGUCGACGGCUGCUCGACGCCGGCGCAAACAGGAGGCCGAUGCCGCGCGCACGGCGGCGGCACGCUCUGCAAAGCCAAUGGCUGCGCCUCGUUUGCCCGCUUUCAAGGACUCUGUAGCGUGCACUCGAACGGUGUACGACCACACAGCAACGACCGUUCGUUCCCGCCGUGCUAACUAGUGCAUUCGACUGUUAAGCUAUAUGAAACACGUCUCUUGUCGUACGCGC
Messenger RNA from Saprolegnia diclina VS20, 583 nucleotides. RefSeq lists its product as hypothetical. Bases 52 to 531 code for a protein of 159 amino acids. The transcript has a single exon. Lineage: Eukaryota; Oomycota; Saprolegniomycetes; Saprolegniales; Saprolegniaceae. The record is from RefSeq and is a predicted model, not a curated record.